Molecule: messenger RNA, 3387 nt
Organism: Danio rerio (zebrafish)
Lineage: Eukaryota; Metazoa; Chordata; Actinopteri; Cypriniformes; Danionidae
Gene: smpd4
Product: sphingomyelin phosphodiesterase 4
Cellular component (GO): sarcolemma; Golgi membrane; endoplasmic reticulum membrane
Molecular function (GO): sphingomyelin phosphodiesterase activity; sphingomyelin phosphodiesterase D activity
Source: RefSeq, marked validated
AUGACAUCAUAACAACCACAUUUGUCUCAUCUUAGACUUAAGCGCGGUCUAUUGGAAUUUGCGAGUAAUAGUAUUUUUCACUCUUAGUUUUGUGAGGUUUGGUAUCGAUUUGUGGUACCAGUUUUCAUGGCUGCUUCUGCCUUGCAACAGCCCAGUUAUCUUCUGGCUAAUUUAAAGGCAGACUGGACCAAUAAACCUCUUCACCAAAGAUGUCAUGAGUUGUGCAAAAUUAUAGAUGAUUAUCCUGCAAAGGAGCUGCAUGCAAUCUUCCCAUGGUUGGUGGAGUGUGUGUUUGGAAGUCUGGAUGGAAUUCUUACUGGCUGGAACCUUCGGUUUCUGCAGGCUCGAUCAGCAGAGUACAGCAUUGCCAUGGAGUUCCUGGACCCAAGUGGUCCUAUGAUGAAACUGGUAUACAAACUACAAGCAGAGGAAUACAAGUAUGAGUUUCCAAUCAGUUAUCUGCCGGGUCCAAUAAAGUCGUCCAUUCAUGCUGGGGUUUUGCCAGAUUGCCCUCUGUUUCACAAUAAAAUUCAGUUCCCCAUGUCAGGCCUGCUAUUUCUCAAUCCUUUUGAAUAUUAUAUGUUCAACUUUGCCUCCAGUCUCAUUGCACCAAAGAACUACCCUCAAGGGCAGCAUGGGAGUAGUUCAGACAGUGCAUACUUUGUGCUUGUCGACACCUACCUCAAAUACUUCCUCCCUACAGAGGGCAAUGUGCCUCCAUCACCUUUCUCAGACACCAGGGGCACAGUGGCCUCUCCUGCUCCAAGGUCUACCAAUGUGCCUUAUGUUGGAUAUGGUGGUCACAGCACCAGUCUGUUAAAGCGUCAUAUUACCCAUCAGUCUUCAGUCAACGCUGACCCUGCCGCUCAAGAGAUCUGGAGGUCCGAAACACUUCUUCAGGUAUUUGUGGAAAUGUGGCUCCAUCACUAUUCUCUGGAGAUGUACCAGAAGUUGCAGUCUCCUCAGGUGAAGGAGCCCUUCAUGCCUUCAGAGGAGCACGUUCUUGUAGUACGUCUCCUGGUCAAGCACCUGCACACCUUUUCCAGCAGCCUGAAGCCAGAGUCCAUCUCUUCCUCGCCAUCCGCUCACUCCCACAGCAGUCCUUUGGAGGAGCUCAAGCGUGUGGUGGUGCAGAGGUUUGUCCAGCAGAAGCUGUACGUCUUCCUGCAACACUGCUUUGGUCACUGGCCUUUGGAUGCGUCUUUCAGAGCGGUCCUAGAGACGUGGCUUAGUUACAUCCAGCCCUGGAGAUACACUGGAGACAAAAACAACACACAAAGUGAUGGUCCAAACAGAACCGUUCCUGAUAAAUGGGCUUCAUUUGUUCAGGAGAAUCUGCUCUUGUACACAAAGCUUUUCCAGGGCUUCUUGAAUCGGGCCAUGCGCACAGACUUGGUCAAUGCCAAAAAUGCCCUGAUGGUCUUCAGGGUCGCCAAAGUCUUUGCUCAACCAAGCCUGUCAGAGAUGAUUCAGAAAGGUGAGCAGCUGUUUUUGGAACCAGAGCAUGCCAUACUGCAGCGGCAUAAUCGUGUUUUCCUCACGCCUUCACAUGGUGGCAGCUUCCUUUCUGCUCGCCAGCCAAUGGGCACCGACAAUGUCUUCAAGGUCAAAAGUCAUGUUUAUAGUCUGGAAGGGCAGGAUUGCCAGUACAACCUCAUGUUUGGUCCUGAUCAGCGAAAAAAUGUGUUAAAGCUCAUCCAGAUUAUUGCUCAAGCCCGACAGACAGCUAAACGAAUAUCGGAUCAUUCUACAGAGAUGGCUGCAAACAACUCUUUCCUCUCGUGGUUUGGCGUUGGCUCUCCUGAUCAUAACAGCACCUUUACUGGAGGAGAGAUGGAUGAUAUGGGAGGAGAAGGUGUGAAGAAAACUCAUGAGUUCCUGGAUAAAGCCCUGGACUACCUCUGUCAGAUAUUCCGGUUAAAUGCAGGCCAGCUGUCUCAGCUGAUUAGCAAUGUGGCAUCUGUAGACAAUAAUGGGGCAUCUAAACAGCUACCCGACUGCAUCCCGAGUGAAAAUGGCCUUGUUUUAACUGACCUGGGCAGGCUGCAGAUCAUCAAUGGUCUCCGCAGAUUUGAAAUUGAAUAUCAAGGAGAUCCAGAGCUUCAACCUAUCAGGAGCUAUGAAAAUGCUUUUUUGGUUCGACUGCUGUUUCAGAUCUCAUCGUUUAUUAAUGAAAGGCUGGGAGAGCAUAUGGAGGUGCUGUGUUCUCGACAGGACUUUCUGGGCAGUGUAGGGCGACACUACUUGAGUAGUUCUUCAGCUGUGGUGGAGCAGCGGAGAAAGAGUCCUGUGACGCGGCAGAUGAGGGAUCGUCCUCAGCGAGCUCGCCUCAGUCUGCGGGCUCUGGCCAGCUAUCGCACCCUUCUCACUCUCCUCCUGCUCUACAUGCUGUUUGCACUACUUUCAUUCGGCCUGUUCUCCAGCACUGGACUCAUUCUCGUCAUCAGCUUUCUAUAUGAGCUCCUGUCGAAUUUCUUUCAUGAAAAACUGAAGACGCAUUAGAUGAAAAUGGAUUGUCUUUUUAUUUUUAUUUUAAAUGAACUUCUAGCACCCUGCUGGAUUUUAUGAACAGUAUUUGCACUGCAAGUGUAUUGGUGUGUUUAAUGAAAACUUGAACGAGGAAUGUUUUUUUUGUUUUUCUUUUUUUUCCUUUUUUUUCAUUAAAUUCAUUUACAAUGUUGUUAAUUUUGAAAAUAUGAAAUGGAGAACAACACAAAGCUUGCACUUAAAUAGCUCCAUUUCAUUAAAUGACAUAAUGUCUCAUUUGAGUACUUUUUUUUUUUUGCUUUUGAAACUCAUCAGAUCUGGAGGUAUUUUAACACUAAAAUUAAGUUUUGCAUUGACGUUAGCGAAUCUAUUAUUUCCCUGCUGUAUUAGAGGAAGUAAAGGUGGCUGCUAUGGUGACAGCACAAUAGUAAAAGAGAGAGAACGUGUACAAGAUUUGCAAUCAAAUCGGCUCUAUUCACAAAAGCAAUCUGCGAAAAUUGAGUAAAUCAUGAUUCAUAACUGUGCAGAGAAGCGUCAUCCGCUUGAGUGGACGCUCAUGACGUAAGCAUCAGUGCGGGAACUUGUUUGGCAGCGGAAUGGAUACGCGAGUCGCCUCUUUGCAGAGGAAUAUUGACUUCUUACAAAAGCAGCACAGUGAUACUCUUGAGAAAUUACACGGCGAGAUAGAUUACCUAAAACGGGAAAAUAAAGGUAACUUUCCUUGUAUAUUCUACAGAGAAAUGUAUUAUGUUCCUACCCACAAUACUUUGUCGUGUUCAUUUUAAUGGUGGUAACAUAAGUUAGUUGGAAAGUGACAAGAAUGUUCUGCAAACAUCUUUUUUUAAUAGUUACAGUUGAUAUGUCAGCAUUCCUAAAUGAUUAUAAAGAUUUCAUCAUUUA